AUGUAUUGGCGUUCGCUAUUUUUGCUUGCUUUCCUACCUUGUUGCUUGUCAGCUGGGUCAUUAACAGUUGUAAUUGACCUUAAUGAAAAAUUUCUGGAUGUCAGCAAUGAAGGAUUUUGGAUUGUGAAGUUCUACGCUCCGUGGUGUGCUCAUUGCAAGCGGCUUCUCCCAGUCUGGGAACAUCUUGGACAUGCUGUUAGUGACAAGAACUUGCCUGUGAGAGUGGCAAAAAUGGACUGCACUCGGUUCACGAGCGCCUGCAAUAGCCUCUCGAUAACAGGCUACCCAACGAUUCUGUUUUUCCGUCAGGGACGCAGGCUAGAGUACCAUGGAGAGCGCACGAAAGAGGCCCUCUUCAAUUUCGUCGUCAAAAGCUCAGCCCCGGUUAUAGAAAAAAUCAGCGCUGCGAGAAUCAAUGACGUUAGCAUAAGACGAGACUCUCGAAAUGAUCCUUGUUUUGUUUUGGUUGGAGAGGAAAAGGACGAGAUCCAUCAUGAAUUUGAAGAGAUUGCUAACUCGCUGUUUUCAAUGACGAGAUUUUUCGCUGCCACUGCCUCUUCUGUUCCAGCGACACUCAGAGAGUCGGGUGCUCGAGUAGUUGUGUUCAAGGAUGAUGCUUUCUUUCCAUACCAUGGUUCUGUU
This is a messenger RNA of Ostertagia ostertagi, 642 nucleotides long. Lineage: Eukaryota; Metazoa; Nematoda; Chromadorea; Rhabditida; Trichostrongylidae. The record is from the annotation of a GenBank genome assembly.